GUAAAAAAGCGUCGUGCACCUAAAGCACCUGACUAGUGAGAGACGUUGUUGCCCGGGCAACGAGCCGACUACCUUUACCUGCUGCAAUGCUAAAAAGACUGUAGGUGUGGAAACAUUCACAUCGUGACUUCCCCUGAGCUUCCAAUAGUCGAGAGGAGAAACUGGCUCAUCCACCAACACUACAUACACAAAGAUUAUGACAUCUGUAAGGUAAUCAUUAAGGAGCAGUUGCAGGAGACAAAUGGAAUGUGCGAAUAUGCCAUAUAUGUGCAAGCACUAAUCUUGCGCCUGGAGGGCAAGAUUCAACAAUCCCUGGAGCUGUUUCAGAGCUGUGCCAUCCUUAAUCCCGGCAGCGCUGACAAUCUGAAGCAAGUAGCCAGAUCACUGUUUUUACUGGGAAAGCACAAAGCAGCGAUUGAAUUCUACCGUGAAGCUGCAAGACUCAAUGAGAAAGACUGGGAGAUCAGUCACAAUCUGGGAGUGUGCUAUCUCUUCAUCAAAGACUUCGCACAUGCCAAGGAGCAACUCAACAUGGCUCUCCAGUUAAACAAACACGACGCAACUUUCAUGAUGCUUGGCAAAGUCCACUUGCUGGCCGGAGAAACUGACAACGCCAUUGAUGUGUACAAGAGGGCAGUGGAAUUCUCUCCGGAGAACACGGAACUGCUGACAACUCUCGGUCUGCUCUUUCUCUCACUUGGUAAAUACCAAAAAGCUUUUGAGCACCUUGGAAAUGCCCUCACAUUUGACCCCAACAAUUAUAAGGCCAUCCUGGCCGCAGGCAGCAUGAUGCAGACCCACGGCGACUUUGAUGUUGCCAUGAACAAGUACCGGGUGGCAGCAUGUGCUGUGCCUGAAAGCCCCCCUCUCUGGAACAACAUCGGCAUGUGCUUCUUUGGCAAAAUAAAAUACGUUGCCGCCAUCAGUUGCCUGAAGCGAGCUCACUACUUGUCUCCUUUUGACUGGAAAGUGUUGUACAACCUGGGGCUGGUACACCUGACCAUGCAGCAGUAUGCUUCUGCUUUCCACUUCCUCAGCGCCGCUAUCAACCUCAGCCCACGAUUGGGCGAGCUCUACAUGCUUCUGGCAGUGGCUUUGACGAACUUGGAUGACGUGGAGAAUGCCACCAGAGCGUACGAGCAAGCUGUGAAUCUGGACCAAGCAAACCCUCUGGUCAACCUGAACUUUUCAAUCUUCCUCUACAACCACGGUGACAAAAAGGGAGCGCUGAAUCAGUAUCAGGAAAUGGAGAGAAAAGUCAACAUGCAGAGAGACAGCAGCAGCAGCUUUGACUUUGACCCAGAGCUCAUAGACAUGGCUCAGAAGAUGGGAGCAGCCCUGCAGGUGCCUGAGAGCGUCGUGUGGACUAAACCAUCCAAGGGCUCCAAGUCCAAACUGAGCUCGGGAGCAGCUACUCUGAGCCCGGGCGCUCCCCUUGGCACUAACCAAACCCUGGGUCAGGCCAUGUCUUCUGCUGCCAGCUACAACAAGAAUAUCCAGUCACCAACAAAACCCUCCACCUCACUUGACCCUGACCCAGACGUGGACAGUGUUCCCAGCCCGCCUUCUGAUCCUCCAGGUUCCCCAGAACCAGCCCAAUCAGAGGACCCCCGACCCAAAACGUCCAAGAGAAAAUCAAAGGUGGAGGAAUGAAUUCAUAUGGAGGGAUCGUCGCCAUGUUGUCCAAAUUCACCCCCCCUGUUGAGAAGGAAGAUUUAGCAUUCGAACUCUCUAAAUCAUGAGGUGUAGCUGCAUAGGGUGAGUGUUUUGCUUUUCAGUAAAAUAGGCGGUUUUUCUUUUUUCCGGCACUCUCACUUGGUGGUCAUGAAAUGGUCUAAACAAGCAAUUGUUUAACGUUGUUUACAAAAAAAUAUAUACUUGUUUGUACCCGAGACGAUCGAAUUUCAAACAGUGGGUUGACGGGAGUGGAAACGCAUGCUGCUAAGAUAAAUAUCAGUGUUGUACAAAGAUGCUUACACGAUUAUAAUGCUUUGUGAUAUAAAUAGAAAUGUUUUUGUCAGGUCCAAACAGAAAAUUAUAUAUGUCAAAUGUCAUGAGUAUAUAGAGUAAUGCAUUUCCAAAUGACAUUCAAGAGUGGUGUACAGAUUUCCUACCUCUUGUGCUUAUUUAUUGAUUUUCCGGUCCUUCAUUCAGUAGCUGGUGACAGGUUUGCAUUUGCAAUCAAUAAAUGUUAAAAGGCCAAGAACGUACAUUUAUUUUCAACAUAUUGCAUGUUAAAUGUUUGGAUAUGGUAGCUUGCUGUCAAGGAUUCCUACAAUGAGUAACAAUAACUUUGGUAAUCCA
Messenger RNA from Syngnathus acus (greater pipefish), 2304 nucleotides. It is a transcript of the gene bbs4, whose product is annotated as Bardet-Biedl syndrome 4. Gene Ontology annotation, molecular function: protein binding. Gene Ontology annotation, biological process: cilium assembly; protein localization to cilium. Gene Ontology annotation, cellular component: ciliary basal body. Bases 247 to 1653 code for a protein of 468 amino acids. NCBI's taxonomy places the organism in Eukaryota, Metazoa, Chordata, Actinopteri, Syngnathiformes, Syngnathidae. The transcript has 16 exons. The record is from RefSeq and is a predicted model, not a curated record.